AUGAUGUGCGAGGUGAUGCCAACCAUCAGCGAGGAUGCCCGGCGGGGCUCAGCCUUGGGCCCAGAGGAGGCAGGAGGGGCAGCAGGUGGUGAACUGGAGCGUCUCAUGGUCACCAUGCUUACAGAGCGUGAGCGCCUCCUGGAGACCCUUCGUGAGGCCCAGGAUGGACUGGCCACUGCCCAACUACGCCUUCGUGAACUGGGCCACGAGAAGGAUUCAUUGCAACGACAGCUCAGCAUAGCAUUGCCCCAGGAGUUCGCUGCCCUCACCAAGGAGCUGAACCUGUGCCGGGAACAGCUGCUGGAGCGGGAGGAGGAGAUUGCUGAGCUGAAGGCCGAGCGGAAUAACACCCGGUUGCUGCUGGAGCACCUGGAAUGCCUGGUGUCCCGACACGAGCGCUCCUUACGCAUGACGGUCGUGAAGCGCCAGGCCCAGUCCCCAGCUGGGGUCUCCUCUGAGGUCGAGGUGCUCAAGGCCCUCAAGUCUCUGUUCGAACAUCACAAGGCACUGGAUGAGAAGGUGCGGGAGCGGCUCCGACUAGCCCUGGAGAGGGUGGCUGUUCUGGAAGAAGAGUUGGAGCUGAGUGGCCAGGAGUCCCUAAAUCUGAGGGAGCAGCUGUCUAGGGGCCGGCGUUCCGGACUGGAUGAAGCAGGGAAGGAAUCAGAUGGGCAGUCUCUGGUGAACGGGCUCGUGGGGGAGCCCAACCGCCGGGUGGUAGAACUAGAAGAGGCCUUGGAGCGACAACGGGCCGAAACUGGGCAGCUUCGGGAACGCUUGGCUGCCCUUUGCCGCCAGAUGGGACAAUUGGAGGAAGAGCUGGGGGCAGCCCAUCGGGAGCUGGGCAAAGCAGAAGAGGCUGGCCUCAAGCUUCAGCGAGACCUCAAGGAGGCAUUGGCACAGAGGGAGGAUAUGGAAGAGAGGAUCACAACAUUGGAGAAGCGUUACCUGAGUGCACAGCGGGAAGCCACUUCACUCCAUGAUGCCAAUGAUAAGUUGGAGAAUGAGCUAGCCAGCAAGGAGUCUCUGUAUCGCCAGAGCGAGGAGAAGGGCCGCCAGCUGGCGGAGUGGCUGGAAGAUGCGAAGCAGAAACUAGCCCAGACGCUGCAGAAGGCAGAAACCCUGCCUGAGAUCGAGGCACAGCUGGCACAGAGGGUGGCAGCCCUCAGCAAGGCAGAGGAGCGCCAUGGAAACUUCGAGGAGCGCCUGAGGCAGCUGGAGGCACAACUGGAAGAGAAGAACCAGGAGCUGCAGCGGGCCCGACAGCGGGAGAAGAUGAACGAUGAGCACAACAAACGUCUCUCCGACACGGUGGACAAGCUGCUGAGCGAGUCCAACGAGCGACUGCAGUUGCACCUCAAGGAGCGCAUGGGGGCACUCGAGGAAAAGAACACGCUAAGCGAGGAGAUUGCCAGUAUGAAGAAGCUUCAGGAUGAGCUGCUGCUCAACAAGGAGCAGCUCCUGGCAGAGAUGGAGCGGAUGCAGAUGGAAAUCGACCAACUACGGGGGAGGCCGCCUUCCUCCUACUCCAGGUCCCUCCCGGGCAGCGCUCUAGAGCUUCGCUACUCCCAGGCUCCGACACUGCCCUCGGGCGCCCACCUGGACCCCUAUGGCGGCCCCGGAGGCCGGGUCGGCAAGAGAGGGGGCCGCUGGCCCGGGACCAAGGACGAGCCGGCCAAGGAAUGGGCGGAGCGAGUGACAGGCCGGGAAUCUUCUUCUGGCUCCGGGACUGGGCCAGGCCCUGCCCCAGGAGCCUUCGAGGCCGACUUGGAGGGCUCAGACGAGGACGAACCUGAAGGCCUGUUCGGACCCGAGCUGCUGUCGCCCAGCGGUCAGGCCGACGUGCAGACCCUCGCUAUCAUGUUGCAGGAGCAGCUGGAGGCGAUCAAUAAGGAAAUCAAGCUCAUCCAGGAGGAGAAGGAGACCACUGAGCAACGGGCAGAGGAGCUAGAGAGCCGGGUAUCUGGCUCUGGCCUGGACUCCUUGGGACGCUACCGGGCCAGCUGCUCCCUUCCGCCUUCCCUGACCACAUCCACCCUGGCCAGCCCGUCACCUCCCAGCUCUGGUCACUCCACACCCCGCCCUGCCCCACCCAGCCCUGCCCGGGAAGCCCCAGCUAACAGCACUAGCAACGCUGCAGAUAAGCCUAACCAUGUGCCCAGGGAGGAUGGUGUGGUCCCUGGGGACACACCACCCCCCACACCAAGAUCUGCCCGCCUUGAAAGAAUGACCCAGGCUCUAGCUCUGCAGGCUGGGGGCUCCCUGGAGGAUGGGAGCCCUGCACGGCCCAGUGAGGGUGCCCCAGACCCCCUUCAUAAGGCCCCCAAGAAGAAGAGCAUCAAGUCCUCCAUUGGCCGCCUCUUUGGCAAGAAGGAGAAGGGCCGCCUGGGAGGCCCUCCAGGCCGGGAUGGGCCCUCCCUGGCUGGAACCCCCUCAGAUGAGAUGUCCCCUGCUGACCCUCUGGGGCUAUCAAAGCUCACUGGGCCUCCAGGAGAGAAGGAUCGGAGGAACAAGAGGAAGCAUGAACUCUUGGAGGAAGCCUGUCGACAGGGCCUGCCCUUUGCUGCCUGGGAUGGACCAACUGUUGUCUCUUGGUUGGAGCUGUGGGUGGGGAUGCCAGCCUGGUAUGUGGCAGCCUGCCGGGCCAAUGUGAAGAGUGGGGCCAUCAUGGCCAACCUGUCUGAUACGGAAAUCCAACGGGAGAUUGGCAUCAGCAACCCCCUGCACCGGCUCAAGCUUCGACUUGCCAUCCAGGAGAUGGUGUCCCUCACCUCGCCCUCUGCACCAGCCUCCUCCAGAACGUGCACCGGCAAUGUUUGGAUGACCCACGAAGAGAUGGAGUCGCUCACAGCAGCCACUAAGCCUGAGCCCAAGGAGAUCAGCUGGGAGCAGAUCCUGGCCUACGGCGACAUGAACCACGAGUGGGUGGGGAACGACUGGCUGCCCAGCCUGGGGCUGCCCCAGUAUCGCAGCUACUUCAUGGAAUCCUUAGUAGAUGCACGCAUGCUCGACCACCUCAACAAGAAAGAGCUUCGGGGCCAGCUCAAGAUGGUUGACAGCUUCCACAGAGUGAGUCUCCACUAUGGGAUCAUGUGUCUAAAGAGGCUCAACUAUGACCGUAAGGACCUGGAGCGGAGGCGAGAGGAGAGUCAGAGCCACGUGAGAGAUGUGAUGGUGUGGUCGAAUGAACGGGUGAUGGGCUGGGUGUCAGGCCUGGGGCUGAAGGAGUUUGCCGGAAACCUGUCAGAGAGCGGAGUGCACGGGGCGCUGCUGGCCCUGGACGAGACCUUCGACUGCUCGGACUUGGCCCUGCUGCUGCAGAUCCCGACACAGAACGCGCAGGCCCGGCAGCUGCUGGAGAAGGAGUUUGGCAACCUCAUUUCCAUGGGCACUGACCGGAGGCUGGAUGAGGACAGCGCGAAGUCUUUCAGCCGAUCCCCUUCGUGGCGGAAGAUGUUCCGGGAGAAGGACUUGCGCGGGGUGAGCCCGGACUCAGCCGAGAUGCUGCCGCCCAACUUCCGCUCCGCGGCCGCGGGAGCCCUGGGCUCGCCGGGCCUCCCUCUGCGCAAGCUGCAGCCGGACGGUCCUCCUUCUGGGAGCCCGCGGGCGGAUGGCGGAGUCUCCGUUCGGACAUACUCUUGUUAGUGCUCAGCCAGGUGAGGGUGCCUUCGGGAGUCCCGGAGCCACGGCUUUCCGAGCUUUCUGACCUGCCCUCCCCCCUCCUCUGGUACAGGUGGGCGCGCCCAGGAGGAGCCUCAGUAUGGAGAGCUAA
Molecule: messenger RNA, 3769 nt
Organism: Trichosurus vulpecula (common brushtail)
Lineage: Eukaryota; Metazoa; Chordata; Mammalia; Diprotodontia; Phalangeridae
Gene: PPFIA3
Product: PTPRF interacting protein alpha 3
Exons: 28
Coding region: 1-3642 (1213 amino acids)
Biological process (GO): synapse organization
Cellular component (GO): presynaptic active zone
Molecular function (GO): protein binding
Source: RefSeq, a predicted model, not a curated record